This is a messenger RNA of Ceutorhynchus assimilis (cabbage seed weevil), 7844 nucleotides long. The record is from the annotation of a GenBank genome assembly. NCBI's taxonomy places the organism in Eukaryota, Metazoa, Arthropoda, Insecta, Coleoptera, Curculionidae.
GUUCAAAACAGGUUUGAAACAGUAGGUCUGUUUCUGCAGAAAUCAGAAACCAGUCAGAGCGAAUUUCAUUGGUUGAAAACAGUCAGAAAACUAGUUUCAACCAAUUAAAUUCACUCUGGCUGGUUUGGGAUUUCUGCAGAAACAGACCUAGUAUAUUCUCGCGAUGAACCCAUGACGUCACAUCAAAAUUAUUUCAAACCGUUUCGAAAUACAAUCCAAUCCAAGUUUUCAAACUAUUUUCUCGCGCCGAAAAAUUAUGACGUCAUGUGACACUGUUUUAAACCAGUUUUGAAAAACGUUUUAAAACAUUUGAGACGCGAGAAAAUUCCUUGGGUAAAAUCAUUCUAUUGUUUAUGCAAUGGUAAAAUCAACGGUAAAAUGUAAAAUGUUGAACAAUGACUCAGGAGCUCCUUGACUAUCAACGACGAAUUUUAGAUUUGCGUUGCGGUGGCACGACUGAGUGAAGGUCCCUGUACAAAAAAGUUCGCCAUCUCUUGUUGCAAUUCCCAACUAAAUUUAAAUGCCAUUAACAGCUGUUUUUGACAAACCGGAAACUGAAAUGCUGCUGUCAAGGGACCUCAUCCACCAAUUUGAGAAGAAAAUUAUUUUAAUUAUUAUUAGUUAACUGACUAAUGAGUUUUUGUUUUAAAUAGGUACAUUGAUGAAUUUUCCAGUUCAAAAGAUUCUUGCUGGAAAUUGAUGUAAAUUGCCAAGCUAAGUAAUCAGGAUUUGCACUUUGAAAAAAAGUUUUCUACUGCUUCCUUGUAUACCAGCAUCAGUUUUAUCAAAAUUUCAAGAAUUCGUCUAUUCAUCAUUUGAAAAGAUGAUUCAAAAGUACCAAGUAUGUUAGCCAGCCACCAGGAUGUAUUUAACAUAGUGCAAGCUAAAUUUUUGGCUGCAGAGGUAGUUAAAAGUAUUCAUUUAAAUGUAUCAGUAGUGGAUGGCCCUUCAAUAAACAGCGAUAGAAUUCUAGCCUUAGUUGAAUACAAUAAGUCCUGUGCUUUAUUUGUACUUAUUUCAUCUAGGAGUCAACCAAUUAGCUUUUCCGAUUUAUCCAUUGAAACUGUCAUUCCGAUUGAUCCAAACUUUUCUUGUGAGACUGAGCCAGGUGCAGGACAACAUUAUGUAAUUUUGAUAAUAAAAUACAAACAAAGUAGAUUCCAAUAUAAUAUAGAGAUUGGAAAGGAUAGUUGUAAUUUUGCUGCAGAGCUUAUUAAAUCAAAAGAAGGGAGUUCAAAUACCAACCCAAAUAAUAAUACCUGGUUGGAAAAAUAUUUUGGAACGAUGAACAAUUCUAAUAGGAACUCGGAUCCUGUGGACCAGGGUGAGUUGGUGGUUAUCAGAGAUGGCAUGGUUCAGGGACAAACAGCUAUAAACCGUGAGUCUAUGCUGAAGUAUCAGCUGAAGUUAAAGGAGCCAGAGUUUACACAAAAGCAAGAAUUCUCGAUUUUUGUUGGUACUUGGAAUGUAAACGGUCAGCCCCCAACCGUUUCUUUGAGAUCGUGGCUAAGCUGGGAUGAAAAUCCACCGGAUGUAUAUGCUGUAGGCCUCCAGGAAAUAGAUCUUAGUAAAGAAGCAUUUUUUUUCAAUGAUACCCCAAGGGAAGCUGAAUGGCAAAAAUUUGUGAUGGAUGGUUUGCAUCCUAAUGCCAAAUAUAGAUUAGUGGCUCUGGCUAGACUGGUUGGAAUUCAACUGGCAGUUAUGGUGAACAAUCAGCAUUACCGAUAUGUUAAAAAUGUAUCCUUUGAUACCAGGGGUACAGGACUUUUGGGAAUGGGUAACAAGGGUGGCGUAGCUGUGAGGCUUGAACUCCACAACACCUCGUUGUGUUUUGUGAAUUGUCAUUUGGCUGCUCAUGUAGAGGAGUUCGAAAGGCGAAACCAAGAUUACAAAGAUAUCGAUACCAGGAUUAAUUUCAGAAAAAGUCCGCAUGAAAUAAAAGACCACGAUCAAAUUUACUGGCUUGGAGAUUUAAAUUAUCGCAUAACAGAUCUAAAUACUUCUCAAGUAAAAACCCUGCUACAAAGAAGUGAAAUGAAUACACUUUUAAAAGUGGAUCAACUGAAUCAGCAAAAAGAAAGAGGACGAGUUCUUGUGAACUAUAUUGAAGGUGAUAUCACGUUUCCACCAACCUACAAAUUCGACUUGAACUCGGACACUUAUGAUACUAGCGAAAAGGCUCGACCUCCAGCAUGGACAGAUAGGAUUCUCUGGCGUGGCAGAGGAAUCCAUCAAGUCAGUUAUAGGAGUCACAUGGACAUAAAAAUGAGCGAUCACAAACCUGUUAGCAGUCUCUUCAUGUCUGAAAUAAGUGUGGUAGAUCCAAGCAAAUAUAGGAAAGUCCAUGAAGACUUGUUGAAGAAAAUGGACAAACACGAGAAUGAGUUUCUGCCGCAGGUUACUGUGGACCAAGCUGAGGUUACAUUUGAACUUGUUAAGUUUAGAGAACCUCAGUUCAAGGAAAUAAUUAUUGCUAAUACUGGAGUGGUUCCUGCAGAGUUCGAAUUCAUCAAAAAAUUAGAUGAAUCUUCUUACUGCAAAGACUGGUUGACAAUCAUGCCCUUUUGCGGAAGUAUAAAUCCUGGCGAAAAAUGUGAUGUGAAAUUGGAAGUGAAUUUAGAAACGGAUUUAGAGACUCUCUAUGACAUUUUGGUGCUGCACCUCAAAGGUGGCAAGGAUAUGUUUAUUACUGUUAAUGGACAUUGCCAGAAAUCGUGCAUCACUCAAACAUUGUCUUCCUUAGUUAGAAUCCAAGUACCUAUCAUGCAUUUGAGCAAGGAAGAAUUGGCUUCAGCACUCAACAAUCAAGGACCAAUAUAUUAUUCAGUCCCCAGAGAAUUGUGGCUUUUAGUUGACCAUUUAUACAGGCAUGGACUAAGAACCAGAGAUCUUUUUGAAUCAUGCGCGCUCCAUGAAGAAUUGAUUAGAAUUCGAGACUGGCUGGAUUUUGGAUCCAAAGAUCAAAUUCCUGGGACACCUCAAGCUGUCGCCGAAACAUUUUUAUUAUUUUUGUCAUACACCAAAGAGCCUAUCAUACCAUUCGAUCUUCAAGAUUCUUGUGUAGCAGCGGCGAAUAAUUUUGAGAACUGUCGCCAGUUGAUUCUCCAAAAACUAAACGACAUCCACCGUACCGCCUUUCUGUACAUAUGCAUGUUUCUUCAGGAACUAUUAAAAUAUUCCAACGAUAAUGGAUAUGAUGCCAAAACAGUAGCCUCCCUAUUUGGCGAUAUAUUGCUCAGAGAUCCAAUUAGAAAUUCGAAGCCUCAAGCCAGCAGAGGUAAAACAAAUUUUGUCUACAAUUUCCUUAUGAACGAUUUAAGCUCUUCAUUAAUUCCUAAGUAAAAAAACAAAUAAAUAUCUAAUAAGCAGCUAUUAGAAUUUUGCAUUGAGAAAUUAGAAUCGAGAAAAAAUAUCCCCAAGCUUUAAAAAAUAAUAUAAAUGGUGAUUCAAAAAGCACACCGAACCUAAUAUAUCAAAAUAGCCAAUGUAAAACAUGUUGGAUUUUUCCAUUUUUUGAAAUUGAAUCGAUUUCUUCGGACUGUCAUGAUCCAACCUGUUUUCAACCAGUCGCCUAGAAUUUUCAACGUUGAGUGUUGAAUCUGUUUCAUUGAACUUUCCUAUUAUGCAAGUCUAAGAACUGUUGAUUCAUUUGGUGUCUUUUUACACUCAAGAAUUACGCCAAUCCGUCGGACAGUUGCUGCACAACUUUCUCCGCUAUGGUUGAACUUUCUGAAAAUUAACACACAUUCCUUACUUUUCAAGUGUUUCGUGAAGAGAACACUACGAACAGAAUUGAAUUGUUGUCAGAUGAAAACUCUAUACAAAACAGCGCAACAACGCAAUGGCGAGCAAUUAAAAACCGGCGUGCUUUUUGAAUCACCUUAUAUUAGGAUUUUGGAAAUAAAGCAAUCUCUGUAACUAGUUUAGAAACCAAAUAUGGUGAGAUUUUUAGUUUUUCGUGUUUUUCAUAAUAGAACGUGUCUAGAGGAUUCAGAACGUGUGAUCCUUUAAAUAACUUAAAGAACCAAACAAAUGUGUCUUCUUGACGCCCUCUACGUCUAUGCCAGAAUCAAUUCAAUUUUGACUGCGCGACAUGUAUAACAAUUGACAUACUAACGUAUUAUGCUGUGGUUAUCGUGGGAUUGACUAACAAGUAAUAUAUACAUCAGCCGAGGGGUCAACCACUAUGCUUACAAAUGUACAAUGAUUUCCAUAUUUGGCAAUCAUCGAUCAAUGAAUCUCAUGUUCAUUCGAAGAAUUGCGACUGAUUGCCAAUGAUUUUGAGAUAUUUUUGUAUGAUUACCAGGUGAUUUCCAUUUUUUAUUUGGGAUUCCUAUAUUAUUCCCUAUUGAUUACCUGAUUUCCUCGAUAAUUUCCUACAAUCAUCCGAUUUCCAGCGGAUUUUAUUACGAAAAGGAUGUCUAAAAGUUUCGCAUUGAUAUGACCAAAAUAAACAGUCUUUGCAACUCUUCUAAAAGUUAGCAACUUUUAUUUUCAUGGUUGUCCACACCCACACUGAUUUUGUUGUAGGUAUAAAUAGUUGUUGAGCCCUAGAUACCAUUGCGUGUCUAUACUGCAUCAUAUGGUUCUAAAAUAAUGGAUAUAUCUUCGAUUUCACUAGGAUCUUUAUCCGGAGAUCUUCAGUUAGGGUUUCACUCGACAAACUUAUUUCUGAUUCUGAUUCAGAUGAGCUAUCAUCUUUGCUUCUCGCACUGCCUAGUAUUUAUUCUAGUUUUUCCUUUCCCUUUUCAAGUUCUUAUUGCUGUGGAUUCCCGACUUUUUCUUUUGUGUCUUCCUCAGGGACAUUCCUAUAGCUCUUAAUACUCGAUCGACAAACGUCCCAGGUCCUCUGAAAAGAACCAAAUUAAAGUUGAGCCCUGAAUAAUCUCUAAAUUGUAGCGAAUCGUAGGUAAUUGCUAAACCCUGAUGUGUGAAGAAAUUCUGUGUCUUCUUUUGGCAAGUCGGAUUCGAGAGAUGUUUCAAGAUGAUUGUUCUCAUUUUUAUGCUCUACAACAUUGUCAUACUUUAGGUCUGUUCUCACAGAAAUCACAAACCAGUCAGAGCGAAUUUCAUGGGUUGAAAAUAGUCAGAAAACUGGUUGUUGGCGAUUUGCACCAAUCAAAAACGCUCUGACUGGUUUGUGAUUUGUUUGAGAACAGACCUAAUCUUCAUCUCAUUCUUCUUCUUCAAGUUCUAAACUCUUCGUAAUCCGGGGUUCAGUUAUUGGCUCAGUUAUUGGGAAACUCGUUGGGACAUCAAAUUCAUUCCAAAUUGUCUAGCACUUGUUGCCUAAAACGUAGUCUUAAAGGCAAAUACACAACUGACCGGUACGCUGUAUCAUGCAUGAUAAUAUGCAAUUUCUGGAUUAGAAUGAGAUGAUAUUCCCAGCGAUUACCACAUGAUUCUCAGCGGUUGCCAAUGGAUUCCUAUGUUAUUCCCAUGGGGUCCUAGGAGAUUCCUAGCGAUCCCUAGGUUAUUCCCAGGGACUCCCAAGUGAUUUCCAUGUAUUCUUGAUUGAUUACUAUGUGAUUUCCAAAAAAAUUUACAAUGAUUUCCACUAGUGGUUUACCCCUCGACAUCAGCGUAUCUCUACAAAAACAUAUAUUGAUGCAGCUUCCAUAUUUUAUCUAGUCACCAGCAUUUACGUCUGCUCCUUGCCUACCUUUAGCAAGCUAUUAACUGUUGUAUCAUGACCAUAUUACUUAGGUGCUAUUAUUUUUUUAUGUCCUUUUACAAUGAGGUUUUAGAGAUUAUUCAACUCUUUUUCUAUCCACUUCCUGCUGCUGAAUGCAAUUUUGUUAAGUUAAUUAGUUUAAUGUAUUUGAUUAUCUAAAAUAUGAGAUAUUAAGUUUGAUAGGCAUCGUAGCAAAACAUUUUUUCCCAUUUCAUUAUUUUGUACAGUAGUGCUUUCCGAAACUAAACACUUAUAAUGAUUUUGUGUGUGUACUUCUUACACAAUCCUAGUAUUUUUCUUCUGGUAAGACAUCACCUUGUUUGUUGAAUUUAUAGAAAUUGUUAGAAAGCCAUGCAGUUCUAAAAUGUGAAUCAAUUUAUUCAAAAGCAAAUUUGUUGUUGGCAAAAUUUUCGAAAUGGAUAGUUUACCAUAACCUGUCAUGUCAAAUGAGAUGCCAGUGAGCCAGUAUAAUAAAAUACAUAUACUGAACUUGGUUGGGUAGCUUUCUUUAAAUACUGUCAGGUACGUAAUCGUAUUCCGAUGUUGCAUAUGCUAUCUGGAAAUAGUACUUGAGUAUUCACAAGGAAAUUUGAACUUUGUUCCGCGUUCGAGACUCUAGACAGGUUCUUUAAAAUAUUAUUGCUCUUAACAUUUACCUUUACUCGAAUAAAUAAAUAUCCAGCUAAGGAAUUGAUAGUUUUGCACCACUCCAUUAUACCGAAUUUAUGUAUAACAGUAAAAUAUAGAGAUAAAUAAUAAAGCAAUUUGUUUCACAUUGUAAGUAAAGUAGGCAAAAGACAAUAUUAUACAAUUGAAAUACCUUUUUUGAGGAAGAACAGCCCAAAUUUUAAAAAAAUCAACCAAAAAAAGUUCGAUUUUAUAUUAUCAAGAGUAUUAGGUUCUGCAAAUGUGUAAUUUACCUAUUGUAAUGAUAAAAGUUGGUCAUUGUAUUAUAUUAAGUACUACAUUUUAAGUUUAGGAUAGCUGUAAGUUUAGGUUUAUAGUGUGACUUGUCAAAAAUAUGCAAUAAUGUAUUGUAACUGAAUAUGUUAAUCAAACGAUGGUUUUUUUUUUUAUUCAGUUUUUUUAAAAAUCAAUUCCAAAAGGUUAUCUGCUAACCACUAAGCCUCCUUUUAUUUUAUUUCUCCUAUCCACCAGAAAAAAGAUGCACACGUCCAAAUACUUAAUAAUGUUGAGAGUGUUUGAAAUGCAUUCAUCUUCUACUAUUGCAUAUUUUUCACAAUCAAAUGUUAACUUUUUGUAAUACUUUAUUUUUUACGUAAUUAAUUUCUUUGAAAGAAGCUAACUGACAGUAUUUUUCUAGUUUUAGAGUUGUGCCUGGGUCAAUUUUGUUGUGGUCAAAUAUUCUGCGACCUUUUAAAAAGUAGUUAGGUCCGUUAAUCUAGCUCGGCUAACCCAGCAGAACGAAAAAAUUUCUUAACUAAACUCAAAUAAGUUUGACCCUUGGGGUAAACAAAAGCAUCUGUUCAAUGACAUUUUGUAAAAUGAAGCUAUUGGUUAAUAGGCCAGGUACGCCUGUCAAUAUGGAUGUACUCGAUCACAAGUGUAUAAUAUAAAAAAAAUUCAUCAGCUAUUUGGACACAAAUAAUUUUGCCGAUGUUUUGAACCAUUUCGAUCCAGUCUUUGAAGCCUGAAUUUUUUCCAAAAUAUUUUGGGACAAAUAAGUCCCUGGUGAAUAUCUCAAAACAGGUGCUUUUGGGUCACACUCACAUAAUAGCUUAUUUAUUAUUCAAAUGUUUUACCAGAUUGCCAAAACUUUUGAAUUUCAAAUGGAAUAAAAAACACUCUAUGUAUUGUUGUCUAUUUGUCUAAAAUUUGUUAUUCGGAAUCUUUUAACGCCACUAGAAAUUUUUCGAUUUUUUUGGGGUUACUGUGCUAGGUUGAUAGAAAUCAGGUAGUUGGCUGAAUUAACAUUGUAUAGAUAAUCUAUAUUUUAGAUAUUAUUUCAUAACAAACAAAUGCAAAUUAAUUAUAGGUUCCUAUUAUUUAUUGAAGCUACUUAAAUAUUUGAUCUUGUUUAAUUUUAUAUUUUUAUUAGUUUAAGCUUUUUAUCCAGAGGUUUUGCCAAAUUAUUUGUUUAAAUUUUUAAUACAUUAGUUCGAUUUAUAAUUGUAUUAUUAUUAUGUAUUAUACUAUGUUUUAUAAAAAU